AUGAAUGGGUCUAUCGGGAAAAAGAGGUAUACGGCAACAGGGCGCGGCGGGGGGCGAUGGCGAGUGAUGUGGGCGAGGGGGAUGGGGGAAAGGGAGAUACGAGUGCUGGCCGCACUUUUUGUCGCGCGCGUGCUUCACGGAACUCAGCGUCAUUGUGCGCCGCUCGCACCGCUCUCCAACCGCGACCUUAUUCAAAUUGCUGCCACCGAAAAACUC
Molecule: messenger RNA, 216 nt
Organism: Brenthis ino (lesser marbled fritillary)
Lineage: Eukaryota; Metazoa; Arthropoda; Insecta; Lepidoptera; Nymphalidae
Source: the annotation of a GenBank genome assembly